CCCACUUAAAAUGUCCACUGACGCCAAAUCCGCACCAGCUCCAGAUUAUACCAUCGCCAAUGGUGAUGUUGUUUCCAAAUACAAGACCGCAGGUGAAAUUUCUAACCGUGUCUUAGCCCAAGUUAGAGCUUUAGCCAUUGACGGUGCCACCACCUAUGCUCUUUCAGUCAAGGGUGACGAAUUGAUGACUGAAGAAUUAUCCAAGAUCUACAAUUCCAAGAAAACUUCCAAGAUUCCUAAAGGUAUUGCUUUCCCUACUUGUGUUAACCCAAACCACAUCCCAGCUCAUUUGGCUCCAAUUAGCGAAGACGAUGAAGGAAACCUCACUUUACACAAUGGUGAUGUUGUCAACAUUAUGUUGGGUGUUCAAAUUGACGGAUUCCCUGCUAUUGUUGCUGAAACUUUAGUCAUUGGUGAAAGUGAACUGGAACCAGUCACUGGUGCCAAGGCCGACUUGUUGCAUUCUGCAUGGAAGGCUUCUGAAGCUGCCAUUAGAACUUUCCGUGCUGGAAACAGAAACUGGGACGUUACUAAUAUCGUCGGUAAAGUUGCCAAAGAAUUCGGUACUACACCAGUCGAAUCCAUGUUGACUCACAACCAAGAAAGAAAUGUCUUAUAUGGUCCAAAGGAAAUCAUUCUUAAUCCAACCAAACAAAACAAGAGUUCUAUGGAUACUGUCAAGUUUGAAGAAAACGAUGUUUAUGGUUUAGAUAUUUUAAUUUCCACUUCUGCUGAUGGUAAGGUUAAACCUUCAAAUUACAGAACUUCAUUAUACAAAUUGACUGGUAACUCCUAUGCAUUGAAGAUGAAAUUGUCUCACAAAAUUUUGACUGAAUUUAAGCAAAAAUGUAACAACCAACCGUUCCCAUUUAAUAUCAGAAACUUGGAAGAACCAAAGAAGUCAAGAGGUGGAUUGGCCGAACCAAGUAACCACAAUGUGUUAUUACCUUACGAAAUCGUUUCUGAAAAAGAUGGAGAAUUUGUGGCUCAAUUUUUCACCACUUUUGCCAUUACCAAGAAUGGUAUUGUAAGAUAUACCACUCCAAGCUUCAAACCUGAAUUGUACAAGACCGACAAGGAAAUCAAAGAUGAAGAUGUUUUAAAUGCUUUGGCCCAGCCUUUGAAGAUCAAGAAGAAGACCACUUAAGCCUCGGACUACUUCCGCAAAAAGACAUUUGUCACCAGACAUUUUUAUAGUAUAAAGUAUUGACGAACAUUAACAGUAAAUUCAUAAAUGUAAACAUAUAUAGUUAUAUAAAUAAAUAUAACACGUAUCUACACGAC
This is a messenger RNA of Spathaspora passalidarum NRRL Y-27907, 1284 nucleotides long. RefSeq lists its product as uncharacterized. The record is from RefSeq and is a predicted model, not a curated record. The transcript is spliced from 2 exons. The coding region runs from base 11 to 1147 and encodes 378 amino acids. NCBI's taxonomy places the organism in Eukaryota, Fungi, Ascomycota, Pichiomycetes, Serinales, Debaryomycetaceae.